Messenger RNA from Penicillium roqueforti, 213 nucleotides. RefSeq lists its product as uncharacterized. The transcript has 2 exons. The record is from RefSeq and is a predicted model, not a curated record. NCBI's taxonomy places the organism in Eukaryota, Fungi, Ascomycota, Eurotiomycetes, Eurotiales, Aspergillaceae. Bases 1 to 213 code for a protein of 70 amino acids.
AUGAAGAACAGCGACAGAAGGAAUGUUCCCGGCUGUUGCCCGCUCUGUGACAAAACACAGCCUGCUGGAAUACAGUGCCCCACUAUUGUGGCACUCGAUGUAGCGAAUACCGGUGGUAUCCAGGCGUUGAGUUCUCAGCCUAGCAGUGCCGUUACUGCUCCGACCGUGACACCCGCCUCCGUGCCGCUGCCGCACGCUACUCGUGUCUCAUAG